AGCUGGGUAGCAGCUUGGCUACGAGCAGUGCUUACUGGCUAGGGUUCAAUUGAGAGGAUCUGCGAGGUCUGGUUCGAGCUUGUGGAGAUGAGGGGAAGGCACAAGAGCAAGAAGCAUGGGAGCAGCACCGUGGCGCUGUGGCUCCUGCUGCCUCUUCUCGUAUUGAUCGUGCUCAAGACCAAUCUCCUCCCGCAGGUUGCACGCUAUUCCAUUGUCGGCUCACCACCUUCUUCUGCAUCAAGAGACGAGACGACUGGCGGCGGCGACGCGACGAAAGAUGUGGCAGCACCAAUACUAGGCAGCAUAAGCUGCAACUUCAGCAAUCACCAAUCCGACACCUGCACCAUGGAAGGUGACUUGCGCAUCCACGGCAAAUCUGCCACCGUCUACGUCGUCUCGGUGUCCACCUACCGGCCCGAGAACUCGACGAUCAAGCUCCGGCCGUACGCAAGAAAGUGGGAGGAUCAGGUCAUGCAGCUGGUCCGGGAGGUCACCGUGCGAUCCAGCCCUCCAGGCGCCGACGACGACGUCAUCCCACCGGAGUGCUCGGUUCGGCACGAUGUGCCCGCGGUGGUUUUCUCCACCGGCGGAUACAACCGAAACUUCUUCCACGUCAUGACCGACGUGAUCAUCCCACUCUACCUCACGGUCCGUGAGUACAACGGCCGCGUGCAGCUGCUCGCCACCGACUACGAACCCAAUUGGAUCGCCAAGUACAAGGCCAUCCUCGUCGCGCUAUCCGCGUACCCUGUCAUAGACAUGGACUCCGAAGACACCGUGCGGUGCUUCCCGUCGGCUCAUGUUGGGCUGGAGAGCCACAAGGAGCUCAGUAUCGUCCCGGGUCUCUCCCGCAAUGGCUACACCAUGGCGAGCUUCCGGGACUUCAUCCGAUCCGCCUACUCUCUGCAGCGGCCACGCGUGGCGCCGGUGAGCAGGAGCUCCGGACGGAAGCCCCGGCUCGUCCUGAUCCUGCGCCGCAACUCCAGGCAGCUGAAGAACGAAGCCGAUGCCAUCGCCGCCGCGACCGAGCUGGGCUUCGAGGUGGUCGCCGCGGGGCCUGACGACGUCAGCGACCUGGAACGGUUCUCCGGGCUGGCCAACUCCUGCGACGUGCUCAUGGGCGUGCACGGCGCCGGGCUGGCCAACAUGCUGUUCCUGCCCGACAACGCCACGGUGGUCCAGAUCAUCCCGUGGGGCGAGCUCAAGUGGCCGUGCCGGCAUUCGUUCGGUGAUCCGGUGGCACCCAUGGGCCUCCGGUACCUCGAGUACGAGGUGACGGCGGACGAGACGACGCUGAACGAGACCUACCCCAGGGACCACGCCGUGUUUACGGACCCGGUCUCCGUACACCGCCAGGGGUUUGACAAGGUGUGGAACAUCUUCAUCAACGGCCAGCACGUCAUCCUAGACAUCAAACGGUUCAGAGGGUUCAUGGAGCAACUGUACCAAACCAUCACGACGGAGUAGAGUAGGCAUCAUCAGGUGGCGGCUCAUCCGCGGGAUGGAUCAAUGGAAUGUGUAAUUCUGCUCUUAGUUUUGCUGUUUGUUUUUCACCUCCUAGCAGGGUUAACUGUUAACUUGAAUAGUUGUGGGAGUGUUGGGAAUUAUUUAGAGUUGUAACAGGACAGCGAACACAAGUUCUUUAAAAUUAAUCAUCAGGAGAAGCGUGGUACGGAAA
Molecule: messenger RNA, 1678 nt
Organism: Setaria italica (foxtail millet)
Lineage: Eukaryota; Viridiplantae; Streptophyta; Magnoliopsida; Poales; Poaceae
Product: protein O-linked-mannose beta-1,4-N-acetylglucosaminyltransferase 2
Exons: 3
Coding region: 88-1467 (459 amino acids)
Molecular function (GO): glycosyltransferase activity
Source: RefSeq, a predicted model, not a curated record